Messenger RNA from Aspergillus glaucus CBS 516.65, 270 nucleotides. RefSeq lists its product as uncharacterized. The record is from RefSeq and is a predicted model, not a curated record. The transcript has 2 exons. Lineage: Eukaryota; Fungi; Ascomycota; Eurotiomycetes; Eurotiales; Aspergillaceae. The coding region runs from base 1 to 270 and encodes 89 amino acids.
AUGGCCGAUCCCGUCCAAGCAACCACCGAUACCCUCCCCAGAGGCAACCGCAAGGGCAGCCGUUCCGACGAGGAAUCCAACAAGGACAAGGACAGCGGCAACGGCGACAAGAAGCUAGUACCAACGAGCGGGCUUGAGAAACCGGGCGAGACAAAAGAGGAUAAUGAGAAGGAAAGCUUGAAAAUAAAGAUCCAUUUGAAUCUGCAUGCGAAGGUGAAGUUGGAUUUGGAUGCGCAGUUGUAUGGUGAUAUUGUUAUUGGGCUGCUGUAG